AUGCCCCGCCCGCGAUUUGUUGCUCAUUUGAUCGAGGCUCCACCGCUCAAUCACUGUCAGCUCAGUCUAUACCGCUCUUCGCCGCAGACAAAUAGCUAUGUUACACAUUUCCUCUGCCUCGGGGGCAAUGGCUGCUCGAGGAAGAAGAUGCCUGAGGAUGCUAAGCAGUUGGCCUUAAAAGGCCCGGUAUCCAAGGGGGCUCAAAAAGUCCCGGUAUCCAAGGGGGAUCAAAAAACUGUUGUGCCUUGGCCCCUCCACCCGCCGCUUCAAAAGCACCGAGUUUUCUAA
This is a messenger RNA of Nezara viridula (southern green stink bug), 288 nucleotides long. The record is from the annotation of a GenBank genome assembly. Lineage: Eukaryota; Metazoa; Arthropoda; Insecta; Hemiptera; Pentatomidae.